Messenger RNA from Paramecium sonneborni, 357 nucleotides. NCBI's taxonomy places the organism in Eukaryota, Ciliophora, Oligohymenophorea, Peniculida, Parameciidae. The record is from the annotation of a GenBank genome assembly.
AGCAUCUAUUCUAGAUCUAUAUGUAAAUGUAUAAUUGUAAAUAAUGUUAAAUCUCAGAAUCCAUACAUUUUGGAACAAAUCAUAUUCAUUCAAAUUUAAAUACAAAUAUAUAGAUUAAGAGUAAGAAUUAAAAGUGAUUUAAUAUAUAGGAGAAUAGAUUACUAAGUUGAAAAAAAAUAAUGUAUGAUUACAAAGAAAAUCUGUUAAAUAAUUGCAAGCUUCUAAAAAGAAAAAUAGAAAGAAGUAAGAAACCAAAGAAGAAAAAAUAUUGAUUAAUUAGAAAUAAGAAAUUUAUAAGAAAAUAAAUUCGAUGUUGAAAGUAUUGAAAAGUUUAGAAAUGUUCAAUUAUUGAGAUGA